Prosopis cineraria is the source of this 814-nucleotide messenger RNA. RefSeq names its product protein translation factor SUI1 homolog 2. The transcript has 5 exons. Gene Ontology annotation, molecular function: translation initiation factor activity; RNA binding. NCBI's taxonomy places the organism in Eukaryota, Viridiplantae, Streptophyta, Magnoliopsida, Fabales, Fabaceae. The record is from RefSeq and is a predicted model, not a curated record. Gene Ontology annotation, biological process: translational initiation. The coding region runs from base 206 to 547 and encodes 113 amino acids.
UCCGGCUUAUAUAUUUUUGCUCGGCAAUUCUUUUUCGCUCUUUAACUCUCCCUCCAAGCAGUUAACACAUCACAGAUCAAGACCUCAUACUGUGAGAGGGGAUUCGGCUCAUCUUAUCCAGGCUUUCAUUUAUUCACCAGAACCUCAAAUAUCGAAAGGGACCGAGCUGUUUGGUAGGACCUUCUAUUUUGGAGAGCCAAGUUUCAUGUCGGAUCUAGACGCUCAGAUUCCAACUGCCUUUGAUCCGUUUGCUGAUGCAAAUGCUGAGGACUCAGAGGCUGGGACAAAGGAGUACGUGCAUAUUCGCGUACAGCAGCGGAAUGGUAGAAAAAGCCUGACCACUGUCCAGGGACUGAAGAAAGAAUACAGUUAUAACAAGAUACUUAAAGACCUGAAGAAAGAAUUCUGCUGCAAUGGUACUGUUGUCCAGGACCCAGAAUUAGGACAGGUUAUUCAGCUUCAAGGUGAUCAGCGAAAGAAUGUAUCCACGUUCCUUGUUCAGGCUGGAAUUGUAAAGAAGGAGCAGAUCAAGAUUCAUGGUUUUUGAGCUGCUGGAAACUUGAGUGCCAACUCUUACCUGUCUACACUUUGUUAGGCAUAAUCUGUUUUUUUUUUUAAGUAUAUUUACUGUCUUCUUACUUUUUGGCAUCUGUUGUAUGGGAUCAUGUAAUAUUAUACGACAUUGUGUUAGCUUUAAUAACGAGAUUCGAAGCUGUUUAAGACUCCAUUAUCUGAUUUAGAAAUCAGGUAUAAAAUGCACCCAUAUUGUCUUCUGUGCUCGGUUUGUCUGAGUAAAGUGAAUUUUCACAGAUCA